Molecule: messenger RNA, 981 nt
Organism: Durusdinium trenchii
Lineage: Eukaryota; Dinophyceae; Suessiales; Symbiodiniaceae
Source: the annotation of a GenBank genome assembly
AUGCUGGAUCUCUUUGAUUUCGAGUCCGGCGGGAAGGUGAGUGGCCAGAAGUUUUUGUACUUCAAGAAUGGCGCAGCGCUCCUGGAGCUGGCUCUCAUCCAAUGGGCCACGCACCAGGCGGUGAAGCGAGGCUUCCAGCCCUUCAUUCCGCCAGACCUCGUGCGGGCUCCAGUGGUGGCGGGCUGCGGCUUUGCCCCCCGGGACGAUGAAGCUACCCAGAGAUUCGGCGGAUUUGUCGAAGACUCGCUCUGCGCAGAGCUGCCACCACCUGCCACCAGACCGGUGGAGCGACCGCCCCUCCAGACCGGUGGAGCGAGUCUCCUCCUAAGGAUCUACGAGGUGAGUGAUUCAGAUCUUUGUCUAGCUGGAACAGCGGAGAUUCCUAUGGCAGGCAUGUUCCUGAACGAGACGCUGAUCGCUUCGAAGGAGCUCCCGAAGCGACUGGUGGCUUUCAGUCACGCCUUCCGGACCGAGGCAGGAUCCUCAGGGUCCGAGAACCGCGGCAUUUAUCGGCUGCACCAAUUCAGCAAGGUGGAGCUCUUUGCCGUGACCCGCAGCGAGGUCGAGGAGUCCAACAAGAUGUUGGAAGAGAUCCGAGCUUUGGAGGAGGAGCUCUUUACUGAGCUGGGCCUUUGCUUCCGAGUGCUGGACAUGCCCACGGAGGAGCUGGGGGCGCCAGCCUAUCGGAAGUACGACAUGGAGGCCUGGAUGCCGGGCCUGGAGAAGUGGGGUGAGAUCUCCUCCUGCUCCAGCUGCACCGACUUCCAGGCCAGACGUCUCAAUAUCCGUCACAAGGAGGAGUACAACCAGAAGGGGAACCUCCAGUUCGCCCACACGCUGAACGGCACCGCCUGCGCGGUGCCUCGGAUGAUCAUCUCCAUCUUGGAAACCUUCCAGAACGAGGAUGGGUCCGUGAGCAUUCCAGAGGUACUUCAGCCAUACAUGAUGGGCAUGAAGGUGCUUGAGCCUAAAGCGCACUGA